This is a messenger RNA of Lecanosticta acicola, 1602 nucleotides long. The record is from the annotation of a GenBank genome assembly. NCBI's taxonomy places the organism in Eukaryota, Fungi, Ascomycota, Dothideomycetes, Mycosphaerellales, Mycosphaerellaceae.
AUGCUUCCAUCCAAAGCCUUUCGUACGGCGGUUACUGCGCUGGUCGCAUGCAGCGUUUUCCUCAUUCUCCUCUGGGGAACAGGCGCCGUUCCGAAUCUCAGACCAAGCCUCAAAGAUACUGUCGAGAAACCUAUUGGGGAUCGCUUGACCGAGUUUGUGCCCCCUGAACCCGGGAAAGGACGACUACAUCUCCUGGUGCCGGCGACCAGCAGUAACGAUGAUCUAUGCAAGUUGAUGGUGUCGGCGCAGAUCUUGGGAUUCCCUAGCCCUGUGCUUAUCAAUUAUGGAGACGAUGAAGCAGAAGAUCCUUAUGUGCAGCAUCUGGCCAAAGUAGAGGGGUUGUUGGAGUAUCUGGACAAGAUCGAAGACUCAAGCGAAUACGAUUCGGAUCUGGUGCUAGUGGUUGAUGGAUAUGAUGUGUGGUUCCAAUUACGACCGGAUGUUCUCAUCAAGAGAUACUACGAGGCAAUCAAGGAAGCCGAUGCUCGCGCGGUCCAGGUGUAUGGGAAGGAAACUGUUGAGAACAAUUCCAUUACCCAUACUGUUCUUCUGGGCCCGGACAAGGUCUGCUGGCCUGUUGAUUUCAGUCGACCUGCUUGCUGGGCUGCACCUGCGACAACAUUGGGACAAUAUGGGUUUGGUCCGCAAACGAGUGAUGGACGGGACGAUAACAAUGAUCCAAAGUGGCUCAACUCGGGCACAAUCAUGGGCCCAGCACAAGACCUGCGAGAUUUCUUUCGCGGGACUCUGGAACUCAUUCAUGAAAACCAUACUACCGACUCUGACCAGUACUAUAUGGCGCAGCUAUUUGGUCUGCAGGAAUACAAGCGCCUGUCACAUAAUGAAACACGAUUGCAAGAGUUCCGCGACACAAGGUAUGCGGACGAAUUGAGCGACAAGGAGAAAGCAAUCAUGCGUUUCGAACCUUCUCUGGAGAGCGAUAAGAAGACCGAGUAUCACAUCCUCAUCGAUGGGAGCUUCUCCCUCUUCCAGACUCUCGCAUUUAUGAAGCAGUAUAUCACUUUCACCACGCCUUCAGACUCUUGGAGCCCGCAAGUAGAAGGACAAGAACCUUUCUGGACUCCUUACCAAGUCGAACCCCCUCAGGAUCUCCUCCGCUCCACUCCCCCUUUCGACCUUUCCUCCGAUGCUGGCACCAGAUCUACCACCUGGGACCAGGUGACUCUCCUCUACAAUACCAUCUCCAAGACCUUCCCGGUCCUCAUUCACUUCACAGGCGAGAAGCAAUACCGCGAUAUCUGGUGGCAGAGGAUGUGGUUCCAAUCUAAUGCCUCUGAACUGCGAAAGUCAUCUGCGAAGCUACUGGAUGAAGCUAUCUCAGACGAUAUCAUUGACGGCAAGAAGUGGGUCAAGGCUAUGUCUGAGCAUGCGAAGGAGUACAAGGAAGCUGGAAUCAGCGGGUUCGAGUCCGAUCGCAGAGGAUGGUUGAGCUGGAGGGCUGUUUGUGGACCCAUGGAGGGAGCUUUAUUCGUAACGAGAGGGCAGGAGAAGUUCCAUCCUAGGGAACCUCCUGAGCCUCCUGCUCUUGCUUGGCAACACAUUCCUGUUGCUGACGGGGAGGCGGCCGGUGGUGUGGGAUAG